Molecule: messenger RNA, 2844 nt
Organism: Mesorhabditis spiculigera
Lineage: Eukaryota; Metazoa; Nematoda; Chromadorea; Rhabditida; Rhabditidae
Source: the annotation of a GenBank genome assembly
AUGCCUCCCAUUCCCAAUUUUUUGGCACUUACCCUACUUAUUGCGGCCGCCACAGCAACAUCACAACGUACAAAAUGUGCCCUCGAAUGCUAUGAUCGAUGUUUGGCAACAGGAACGCAACUCCCUUCACAGUGCAACUGCCCUGUCCAAAACAAUUCAUUUCGGACCUGCAAUUCGGUCGCUGAGAAGCUGUCCAAAGCUGAUGUCGCCUCCCAAAUCCCAUCAGCCAUUGUCGAAUACCUAAAUGCGCACACCAUCAAAAUCGCACUAGAGGAGUUACCAUCAGCUUUUGUAUACAUCUUUGAAUUCGCCAUCGUCGGCGCCGCUCAACCGGAGGAUUGGAAAUUCGCUGUAGCCUCCUCCCACGAGCCGACUGUACAAUUUACGGUCGGCGACCCGUGCCAGGACUAUCAGUUUCGGGUGUUUGUGGUGAUGAGAUCUACUGACCCGUCUACGCCCUACGUACUACUCCGCCCUAGAGUUAUCCCUCGAAAAUUGCCACCAUUUGCGAUUGAUCCCGCACAGAUUACUGUCGCUGAACCAAAACCCGCAAACAACCCGGAACAACUAAUAGUUAAUGUACAGUGGAGCCUCCCAAAGGGCUUUGACGAUUCUGACAUCUACGGCUAUGAAUCCCCGGCUGUCUACCCAAUCCAAUGCAAAACCCCCGAGGAAGAGCUCUCCGUACCCAGAAUCGAAAUCCUUCCUGGUGGCGGCCAGAUGGUUGUUAAUCUACCGUCUGCUAUUUUAGAAGCGAGAUGUCGGCUUUGGGUUGAAGUACGAAUGUUGCCAAAAUGCGCACGAUUGCAACCAUUUUUGGUGCAGAAAUCCUUAGAAUUGGACUGCGACAAAAAUCCUACGCUGGAAGUUUGUAAAAGAGAUGCACAACCAAUCUGCACGUCCGUAAUCGACAUCUGGGGAACAGCCGGAAAAGCGACAAUUAUGUGGUCAGCACCGGAUCAAAGAAAUCCUCUUUAUUACCAUGUACGGUAUGGCCCGGCGCAGAUGCAGGGCACCCCACCCGUGGCCACCUGGCAAAUCGUGCAAAAACGAGACGUAAAGGUGCAGGGCACCGUCAAAUCGUUUGCCCUGGACCUCGUUGAGGAUACAGACUACGGUGUUCAGGUGUGCGCAAUCUAUUCGCCACAUCGGCAGCGGGCCAAGCUUGGACUGGUACCAGUUACGCCAUUUAUAUGUACGAGCUGCACUAAUACUCCCACCCAUAGCGUUGGGCGAUGCGGAGAAUGCACAAAAAUCGAGCCAUCUGAUCUCGUGCUCGAAAGCCCCGAUUCCGCGGGAGCGCUCGACGAUGAAACGGAAGAUGCCACAAUGGCCCCACGGAUCGUGGUCCCCGAAACGCAUAGCCAGAUUCCGAAACCAAACGAAAAAAGAUCUCAAACCGUUCUCCGAAUGGAAGCCGACCUCAUAGUACAGGAAACUAAAGACGGAAACCCGAUGCUACGAGUGGAGAAUGAUGUACCGACCGCCAAGAAAAUUGCCGCCCAUGCAGCCGAAGCCAAAAAUAUCGCUUCCGAAUACCCAAUCCUUCAUGAAGAGCUUGAUACAAAUUCGGCAAUUGGAGGUUUAAACUGGGGUUGGGAACAACUUCAAAAACGGUUAUCGGAUCAGCAAGAUGCCACAAAAACAGCCGAGAGCAUCAUCACAACACUUGCAACUUCAACCGAGUCCACGCAAAGAACAACACAUCCCGUAUUUACGCAAGAAAUUCGUAAAUUAAAGGACCUCCCUCCUGGAAUUUUGACAUUCGAUGAUUUUGGAGGAAAAUCUCAAACUACAGUGACCAGUACGACAAGUACACCGACGACCACUACUGUCAGCUCAACCUCAGCUACCACAACAAAAGAAACCCCUCCACCCAUUCCAACGACUCGACCACCGACUUCAUUGGAAUUAAAAGUAGCUGGCAUCAGAACUAGUGAUAUGCAUGAGCGGCGACUCCCAUUACCUGGAUUCACUUUUGCAGAGAGAAAGGAAGCGGAAUGCCCACAAUUAACGCAUAUCACGUUGUCGUCUGGUGAAUGUAUCCCAAAAUCGAUGGUGAAUCGUGUGGCAUCCAGUUGUUUGUCGAAAACUGUGGUCAACGCUACUUGGGAAAGAGAUACGAAUACACUACAGGUGAAAAGUCGUGAUGCCCGUCAAGAAUUGGCCCGCCUCCAAGCCGUCGAUGCGAUUUUUGUCGAAUUUGGCCCUGUUGAGCCCGCCGUCGCGCAGAUCGCAGCCAAUUUAUCGAUUGACGGAUUCGCGUUUUCUAAAUCCUUGACCCAACAUCAGAGAAUGGUCGUCCCAAUUCAGGCAAAGAAAAAUGGACUCAACCAGACGUUAGAUUUGGGUGAAAAUAUUUAUGGGAUUCGGUUGUGUCCUUAUAAUUCGACCCAGAUUCGAAACCCAUUCUCACAAAACUGGGAUGGUGAUGGAGGGAAUGGAGAUCGGAGUUUACAGGUAAUCCAAGUCAGCCGGGUUCACUUCUCAAAACGUGCCCUGCUUGCCGGAGACCACAUCCCGAUCCCAGAAAGCUACUGGAACAUCGUUUUUACGAUCGGGAAAAUAGCGUUGCUAAUUGUGCUGGUAUUGAUCAUGAGCAUUUUGGUCUACCUAAACUGUACGAAACUGAAAGUGCUCUACGACCGGAAACGAACGCAUUACUUUCGGCCCUAUUUUGUCGACCCAGUGCAUGUGACUACAGUAACACGGCCAUAUGGCGCCGACUCGAUGAUCCAUCAAGAUGUCGGACAUGUUAACCCUGCUAUCACGCCAACACGCUCCUACAGUACCCAACCAGCCGCUGGUGGCGUCCAAAUGUAUGCAAAACGAAGAAAUUUACUC